UAUUAUUUUACUCCUUUUCUGGAGGUUUAUUUUCUUACAGAGCUAAGCUUCUUCAGUCUACAGCUUAUCUGGUUAAUGUUCCUGUAAGAGAAUCUAGUGAUUUUGAGUUUGUGGUUGAUCUUACACUGCCAUCUAGUGGCGCAUGUUGGAACCAGGAAGUGCGUUGAGCAGAAGUUAAGAAGUGCAGCAGAGUCCAUAAACAUGUCGCUCCUGCGUCGAGUGUGUCUUCUUCCUCUACUUUUGCGCUUGUUAAAGGCAUAAACUGUAAGUUAAAUCAUAUAUGCUCUAUUAAGAAUGUUUAUUUGCGCAUUCACUUUGCGCUUCGUGUUAUUCAAGGCGCUACGCUAUUCACUCUCUAAAGCUGAUGUUAUCAUUUAGCAUUGUUGUUGCUAGUCAAAAUACUAUGUAUUGCUAAUGUUAAGACCUCUAGUUGGUUAUUUUGCACACAGAAAUAAGUGUGAAUGUAUGUUUUUUACACAGAAACUGAUGUUGUUUAUUCUGUUUCUCUGUCACAGUUUUACAAAGUAAAAUGGAUCAGUAAACUCAAGACUGCUUCACGAGUGGUUACUGAAGCCAUAUGUUUAGCUCGCUGCAUAAGUUAAAGCCCUUAGCUGAAGGCAGAAGAGUAAAAAGUUUAACUACACAUCAAGUGCAUCGUCGGGGGCCUGAGACUCUCCACGCCAGUCAGCAGACAUGUCUAACCACGGAGACACCCCUCCGCUCUCCCAGCUAGAAGUCAGAUCAAAGUGCAGCUCGACUUCAUCACGCUGGUCAUCAGUCAGCCUUGCUGCAGCAAAAGCACGAGCCAACGCUGAAGCCGCCAGCACCAGAGCAGAGUACGCCAAGCGCCAAAUAGACAUGGAGGUCGAACGGGCACGCAUCGAAAUGGAAAAAACUCGGCUGGUAGCUACUAUGAACGCCCUGAAGCAAGAGGGAGAGGCUAAAGCAGCGCUCGCAGCAGCAAGGGUCCUUGAGGCUGCAGUUUUGGACCAAACAGAGCUGGAAGAGCCGCCAGAUAUUCCCACUACAACAGCCAUGGCUGCCGGCCGCACUCAAGAAUAUGUAAACACUCACUUUCACAAUGAUGCUAAUGUGGAACAUGAGACAAAGCCUGAUAUAGAACAAAAGUGGGACAUAAACAACACCAACAAUGUCGAGCCAAGCCGACCAACAGCUAUGACACAUGCAUGUGAGUACACCCCCAGCUAUCGACCUAUCAGACAACCCGAGCCACCGCCAUUUCAUUCCCCCAACUACACUGAAGCAUAUAACGUCCCAUCUCCAUCUUUGCGCCAACAAACUAAUGUAUCAGACCUCGCUGUGCUCCUCUCACGUCGUGAUCUACUGACAGCAGGACUCACAGUCUUUGAUAACAAGCCAGAGACCUAUGUAGCAUGGAAAUCUAUGUUUCACAACGCCACUGGGGAUUUGAACUUGAAAUGCUGCGAAGAGCUUGAUCUACUGACUAAAUGGCUGAGCGGUGAGUCCCUCCAGCAUGCUCUGAGGAUUAGAGCCGUUCACGUUAGCAACCCAGAAGCAGGUCUUGAACGUUUAUGGCAAAGGCUCGACAGAAAUUAUGGCUCACCAGAAGCGAUCGAGGCUUCACUGUUUAAUCGCCUUGAAAGUUUUCCCAAAGUUGGCCAUAAAGAAAGUCACCUCCUGCAGGAGCUUGCAGACCUUCUCCAAGAGCUCGAGGCGGCGAAAGAUGAAGGGUAUCUGCCAGGCCUCAGCUUUCUCGACACCUCAAGAGGAAUAAACCCAAUUGUGGAAAAGCUCCCUGGCGGCCUGCAGGAGGCGUGGGUCAGAGAAGGGUCAAGAUAUAAAAAAGAUCACAAAGCUCACUACCCACCUUUCUCCUAUUUUGUCCAGUUUGUCAACAACCACGCAGAAAUGAGAACAGACCCCAGCUUCAUCCUGCAAAGCUGCGGCUCUACACACAUGAAAGCAGAAAGGACACUAGUGAGACAGACACGCUUCAAAGUCCCAGUCACAACAAACAAAACACAGGUCGGUGCGGCUAACAAUGAACCAAAAGCUGCCCCUCUUGACCCCAAUAAACAGUGUCCAGUGCACAAGAAACCACAUUCUCUCACCAAAUGUAGAGGAUUCAGAAUGAAGGCAUUGGAUGAGAGGAGAAGUUUGCUUAAGGAGCUGUCAAUCUGCUACAAGUGUCUCUCAUCAACAGAGCACAGAGCUAAAGACUGUAGAGCUACCAUUCACUGUGUGGAGUGCAACAGUGAUUCACACACCUCUGCCAUGCAUGCUGGGCCACCCCCAUGGACAGAUACAGGCCCUGGCAUCCCACCAUUGGCCCAUGGCGGGGAGCCGGAUACCCAAAGCCCCACAGUGACCACAUCUAGCUGCACUGAGGUAUGUGGACAGGGACUACAGGGAAAGUCCUGUUCUAAAAUUUGCCUGGUGAAUGUGUACCCCUGCUCAGCCCCCAAUGAAAAAAGAAAAACGUACGCGAUCUUAGAUGAUCAGAGUAAUGUGUCAUUAGCUCGGUCCCGCUUUUUUGACAUGUUCAACCUGCAUGGUGAGGCCCUCCCUUACACAAUGAAAACGUGCUCAGGAACAGUAAACACACAAGGGCGAAGAGCUCAUGGCUUUGUCAUCGAGGGCAUAAAUGGAAAAGUGUCAAUAACACUACCCAUACUCACUGAGUGUAACCAGAUCCCAGACAACAGAAGUGAGAUACCCACUCCUGAAGCUGCUGCAGCACAUCCUCACCUCUCUCAAGUAGCCACACAAAUACCGCCACUUGAUCCAUCAGCUGACAUUCUUCUCCUGCUGGGCAGAGAUGUGAUUCAGGCUCACAAGGUCCGCCGCCAGAUAAACGGCCCAAACGAAGCUCCUUACGCCCAACAGCUUGAUCUCGGGUGGGUAAUCAUUGGAGAUGUCUGCCUCUCAGGAGCUCACAGACCCACGGUGAACUCCUACAAGACAAACUUACUUGAUAACGGCCGCCCCAGUUUCCUCUCUCCCUGUGAAAACAGAAUCUACACAAAGGUAAAGUUCACAGAAGAAAAUCCCCUGUUUGAGAACAUGCAACCCAAAGAUGAGCUGAGCAAACACAUCUUUAAGCAAACAGCAGAUGAUGACAAACUGGCACUCUCUACAGAAGAUGAGUCGUUCCUGAAUGUUAUGCACCAUGGGUUUGUUAAAGAUGAGGCUAAUAACUGGGUCGCUCCCCUCCCGUUCCGUCAUCCCCGACUCCGCUUGCCUAACAAUAGAGAGCAGGCACUCACCCGCCUCAUGUCUCUACGCAAGACACUAAAGAGAAAGCCGGAAAUGAAAGGGCAUUUCGUGGAGUUUAUGAAGAAGACAUUCAACAAAGGACACGCAGAAAAGGCCCCUCUUCUUAAACCCCACCAAGAAUGUUGGUAUCUCCCAAGCUUUGGCAUUUACCACCCACAAAAGCCAGGCCCAGAUCUUAACAACGGCCUUGUAGGUGUGCUUCUCCGUUUCAGAGGUGAACCAUAUGCUGUGAUGGCUGAUGUGGAGCAGAUGUUUCACAACUUUAUGGUCAGGGAAGACCAUCGUGAUUACCUGCGCUUUCUCUGGUUCCGCGACCACGACCUGGAUGGAGAAGUGGACGAGUUUCGGAUGACAGUUCACGUGUUUGGAAACUGUCCAUCUCCCUCAGUCGCCAUCUAUGGACUCAAGAGAACUGCUGUGGAGGGAGAGAGUGAGUACGGCAGCGAGGUGAGGAAAUUCAUUGAGCACCAUUUUUAUGUAGAUGACGGGCUAAAGUCAUUCGCCUCUGAGGACGAGGCAAUCGACAUCCUCACCAGAGCACAGAAAAUGCUAGCUCAAUCGAACAUCCGUCUCCACAAGAUUUCAUCUAACAGUCCUGUUGUCACCAGCGCAUUCCCAGGAGAAGAUCUCGCUACAGGUCUGCAGGGUCUUGAGCUCGGACAGGAUGCACCACCCAUGCAAUACAGCCUCGGACUGGGCUGGAACUUGUCCACUGACCAGUUGUCGUUUCGAGUGGAGAUCACUGACAAGCCCUUCACCAAGCGUGGUGUGUUAUCAGUCAUCAACAGUUUGUAUGACCCGCUUGGGUUCGCUGCGCCAGUGAGCAUUGAAGGACGCUCCAUCCUGAGAGAGAUCUCCAAAAACAUCAGUGAAUGGGAUACUCCUCUACCUAAGGAGCAACAGGACAAGUGGCAGAGAUGGAAAGACGCUCUACAGCACUUGGAACAGCUCAAGAUCUCACCAGUCGGAGCUGUCGCCUACUUGAAACUCACCACUGCUGAUGGACACAGUGACGGGGGCUUUCUCCUCGGCAAAGCCAGGCUAGCUCCAAAACCAGACAUCACCAUUCCCAGAUUAGAGCUGUGUGCCGCAGUGCUGGCUGUCGAAGUAGCAGACAUGGUCCAAGAAGAGCUCGACUUUACGUUUGAUGAAGUCAGCUUCUACACAGAUUCUAAAGUAGUACUCGGCUACAUUUUCAAUGACAAGAGACGCUUUUAUGUGUAUGUACAUAACCGCGUUGAACGCAUCAGGCGCUCCACUCAGGCUCACCAAUGGCGUUAUGUGCCCACACAUUUAAACCCAGCUGACCAUGCCACACGUGGACUGCCUGCUGAACAUCUUUCCCACUCUACAUGGCUCAGUGGCCCUCCCUUCCUCACUGACUCAGGCCUAGGUCAAACACAGGAAAUGCCCUUUGACCUCAUUAACCCCGAACAUGACACUGAGCUGCGUCCAGAGGUUGUAUCCUGUGCUACCUCCCUCUCUAAAAGCACUCUCUGGGCAGCAAGGUUCGAAAGAUUCUCCAGCUGGACCCGCCUGUUAAAGACUAUCGCCAGGCUACGCCACAUCGUCACAUGUUUUAAGGCUGCAUCUGAGAGCAGAUGCCAUGGAUGGCACAAGUGUGACAAGAACAUUACUGAAGACCAGCUCCAGCAGGCUAAAGCCAUCAUCAUUCGUGCAGUGCAAAGUGAGGUGUACGCAGAUGACAUCAGGCACGUGGAACGUGGUGAGUCUGUCUCCAAGAAAAGCCCACUUAGCAAACUGAACCCAGUAAUGGACAGUAACAUGGUCUUACGAGUUGGAGGUCGGCUGACUAAGGCUCAACUCACAGCAGACGAAACACACCCUAUACUCCUCCCCAGUAAACACCACGUCACUCAGCUCAUAAUCAGACAAUUUCAUUCACAAGUACGCCACCAGGGCAGACACUUCUCCGAAGGUGCUAUCAGAGCUGCUGGUUUCUGGAUAGUGGGCGGGAAAAGAGCAGUCAGCAGUGUUGUUUUUAACUGUGUUACAUGUCGCAGAUUGAGAGGCAAACAACAAGAACAGAUCAUGUCAGACCUACCAGAAGACAGAAUGUGCACAGACCCUCCUUUUACAGGUGUUGGCCUAGAUGUUUUUGGCCCUUGGCCCGUCACAGUCAGGAAAACACGUGCAGGUCAGGCAGAAGCAAAGAGAUGGGCGGUAAUCUUCACCUGCAUGAGUACUCGUGCCAUCCACAUUGAAGUGAUAGAGUCAAUGGACACUUCGUCAUUCAUUAAUGCGCUGCGACGCUUCUUCGCCAUCAGAGGCGCUGCCAAGCUGCUCAGAUCAGACUGUGGCACAAACUUUGUGAGUGCUUGCAGAGAACUUCACAUUGACAAAAAGGGCUGUCACAAUGACAAAAUCAACACCUAUCUUGGAAACAGUGGUUGUGAGUGGCAUUUUAAUCCCCCACACGCUUCCCACAUGGCUGGAUCAUGGGAGCGCAUGAUCGGCGUCAGUCGACGGAUUCUGGACGCAAUGCUGCUGCAGCACGGAAAGGCCAAGCUCACACAUGAAGUACUGGUGACGUUCAUGUCGGAAGUGACUGCUAUUGUUAAUGCAAGGCCGCUUACAGCAGUUUCCACUGACCCAGAGCAUCCUGAGAUUCUCACUCCUGCCAUGCUUCUCACGCAAAAGGCAGCCACCCCCUCAGUCAUCCCAGGUCACUUUGAUGACCGUGACCUGUUCAGAGCACAAUGGAGACGUGUACAGUAUCUGGCCAAUCUCUUCUGGGGACGAUGGAAGAGAGAAUUCCUCAGUGACCUGCAACCUCGUCGCAAAUGGAGAACACCUAAACCCAACCUACAAGAAGGAGAUGUCAUCCUGCUAAAAGAUGGGCAAGAGCACAGGAACGACUGGCCCCUUGGUGUUGUUGCAAAGACCUUUCCCAGUCAGGAUGAAAGGGUCAGGAAGAUCCAAGUCAAGAUAACCCGCAACGGUGAACAGAGACUGUACUUGAGACCUAUCAGUGAGGUCAUCCUGCUGGUUCCGAGGAACCACACAUAAAGGACCCCUCAUAUCCUUUGAAAAACAGUGGGUGUGGGUUAGUAUGACAUCCUGUUGAUGUCAGACGGGGAGUAUUCUGUCCCUCAGUCUUGUGUUAUUAUUUUACUCCUUUUCUGGAGGUUUAUUUUCUUACAGAGCUAAGCUUCUUCAGUCUACAGCUUAUCUGGUUAAUGUUCCUGUAAGAGAAUCUAGUGAUUUUGAGUUUGUGGUUGAUCUUACACUGCCAUCUAGUGGCGCAUGUUGGAACCAGGAAGUGCGUUGAGCAGAAGUUAAGAAGUGCAGCAGAGUCCAUAAACAUGUCGCUCCUGCGUCGAGUGUGUCUUCUUCCUCUACUUUUGCGCUUGUUAAAGGCAUAAACUGUAAGUUAAAUCAUAUAUGCUCUAUUAAGAAUGUUUAUUUGCGCAUUCACUUUGCGCUUCGUGUUAUUCAAGGCGCUACGCUAUUCACUCUCUAAAGCUGAUGUUAUCAUUUAGCAUUGUUGUUGCUAGUCAAAAUACUAUGUAUUGCUAAUGUUAAGACCUCUAGUUGGUUAUUUUGCACACAGAAAUAAGUGUGAAUGUAUGUUUUUUACACAGAAACUGAUGUUGUUUAUUCUGUUUCUCUGUCACAGUUUUACAAAGUAAAAUGGAUCAGUAAACUCAAGACUGCUUCACGAGUGGUUACUGAAGCCAUAUGUUUAGCUCGCUGCAUAAGUUAAAGCCCUUAGCUGAAGGCAGAAGAGUUAUCAAUCAAUCAAUCAAUGUUUAUUUAUAUAGCCCUAAAUCACAAGUGUCUCAAAGGGCUUUACAAGCCACAACGACAUCCUCGGUACAGAGCCCACAUACGGGCAAGGAAAAACUCACCCCAGUGGGACGUCGGUGAAUGACUAUGAGAAACCUUGGAGAGGACCGCAUAUGUGGGUAACCCCCCCCCUCUAGGGGAGACCGAAAGCAACGGAUGUCGAGUGGGUCUGACAUAACAUUGUGAAA
Molecule: messenger RNA, 7256 nt
Organism: Entelurus aequoreus (snake pipefish)
Lineage: Eukaryota; Metazoa; Chordata; Actinopteri; Syngnathiformes; Syngnathidae
Exons: 2
Coding region: 694-6288 (1864 amino acids)
Biological process (GO): DNA integration
Molecular function (GO): nucleic acid binding
Source: RefSeq, a predicted model, not a curated record